CCAGGUGCCAAUGUACCACAGGUGGUACCCGUACCACUGGUUGAAAAGCCCUGGACUAGAAGAUCUCCAAGUUCCCUUCCAACUCUGUUAUUCUGUUAAGUUCUGAAGUCAAGCUAUAGAAUGGACCUCUUCUCUUAUCAAAGAUUCCGGCCAAUGGAAGCCAAGAAUGUUUCUUCUUUGCUCGCCAGUUUUUCCCCAUUGGGUGAUUUAAGACAAUGGGGAAGCGGGCUGCAAAUCAGGUGGCUUGGUUUGUUUUAGAAUGUCCUUGGGUACCGGUUAAAACGAUGCAGUUAUAAAGUAUGGAAAAGAAGCAACUGAAGAAGGAUGGAGUUUCAGAGAAAACCUCCGGUUGGUGCGGAGAAAAAAAUGACCAUGGAUUCAGCCGUUAGAUCAGCUGUUCUGAUCCAGCGGUGGUAUCGACGCUAUGUAGCCCGGCUCGAAAUGCGACGGAGAUGCACCUGGCGUAUCUUCCAAUCCAUAGAAUAUGCGGGAGAACACGAUCACAUGAAGGUAUGGUGGCAACAGCUCAGCCAUUUCUUUGACUAUCUCAUGGAGAACGUCGCAUCAAAAAACACGAAAGACAGGGAUUUCCUUAACCGCAUCCUGUCGGAGACAGAUAAUACGAAACGGAUCAAACUGGAAAAAGGAAUGGAAUCUAUGGAGGUACCAGUUAGUUACAGAGGCCCUCGACUCAGUUUCCCCCUGACACCGGACGAUGCGGUAAACAUCCUGGACGCCUUCAGAAACAAUCAACAGCUUCAUCCUUACUAUGUUUUAAAACUCUUCCAAGAGGCGGAACACCAUCUCAGCCAGCUGCCAAAUAUUAACAGAAUCUCUACCUGCUACAGUGAGGAGAUCACCGUGUGUGGAGACCUACAUGGGCAAAUAUUUGACUUGUUUCACAUAUUUUACAAGAACGGACUUCCUUCUCCGCAGAAGUUGUACGUCUUCAAUGGUGACUUUGUGGACAGAGGCAAGCAUUCCAUUGAGAUCCUGAUCAUUCUCUUUGUUUUCCUCUUGAUUUACCCCAAAGAGGUCCACCUGAAUCGAGGCAACCAUGAGGAUUACAUGAUCAAUUUCCGCUACGGGUUCACCAAGGAAGUCACACGCAAAUAUAAGGAUCAUGCCAACAGACUCCUGGCGGUGAUCAAGAACGUCUUCAGCAGCCUGCCAUUGGCAACUGUGAUUGACAGGAAGGUCCUGAUUGUACAUGGAGGCAUAUCUGAUAAGACCGAUUUGGAACAGCUAGCCAAAAUUGAGAGGUGUAAGAUUCUCUCUGUGCUAACACCAAAGAGAAGAAAAUCUUUAGAGUAUAUCCCAGCUGAAGGUGGCAAACUGGCCAGGAGUAGUUCCACAAUCAAAGUCUCCCAAGGGGGACAACAGACAGUCCAGGAAGCUGCGAGAUCCUCCCGCAUGUCCCCUGGAGUCCAGAAAAUCCCAGGACCCAGUUCAUCUGUGGACUCAGAGGACUCAAAUGAAUCCACAUGCUAUGAAGAUGAUGACAUUGAACAGGUUGUGGAUAUUCUAUGGAGUGACCCUGAUCCUAGACCUGGAUGCACAAUGAAUUUGGAAAGGGGCGGAGGCUGUUACUUUGGACCUGAUGUAACAGAUAUGUUUCUGCAGAAACACCGCCUGCAGUUCAUCAUCCGUUCUCACGAAUGCAAGCCAGAAGGUUAUGAAUUCAACCACAGUCGGAAGGUCAUCACCAUAUUUUCGGCUUCCAACUAUUAUGCAGUGGGCAGUAACCGGGGUGCUUACAUCAAACUGGGACCUGACCUCAUACCCCAUGUGGUUCAGUUUCAAGCCACCAAAGGAGUAUCCCGUCAAAUGAACAUAACUCAACGGAUCAGCCGAGUGGAGGAGUCAGCGUACCAAAUUUUAAAAGAGCAGCUGUUUGCCCACAGGUCAGAACUCACUGUAGCGUUCAAGAGCUACGAUAGGAAGAACACAGGCCUCAUCACCAUAAACGACUGGGCAAAAGCCAUCGAGUCGGUCCUCCAGCUGGGACUGCCAUGGAGGAUGCUGAGACCACAUCUGAUACUGCAACUGACCAAUGGAAAAGUGGACUACAGGACGUGGCUGAAAGACAUUGUGACGGAAGAGAGAUCUGCAACCCAAGAGCGCCUUCAGUCGAGUUUGCUGGAAAGCAUUUACCGAAACCUAUCCAAUCUGGAGACUAUCUUCAGCCUCAUUGACACUGAUUGUUCAGGAUGUAUUUCUCUCGAAGAGUUCCAACAAACGUGGAAGCUGUUCAGUUCCCAUAUGAAUAUUAAUAUCUCAGAUGAAAAUAUUCGCAACUUGGCCCGGAGCAUUGAUUUCAACAAGGAUGGGAGAAUCGACUUCAACGAAUUCCUUGAGGCAUUCCGCCUUGUCAGACAGCCAGCUUCCUAAUGAAAAGCCAAAGCUGCCGUUGAGCUGGACGGGUGGGUGGAACCCACUGUGCUUCUGUAUUCAUCCUUAACUCCAAAAUGUGCCUCUGAACCAACUCCAAAGGGCGAAUUAUUUACUGCUACAAAUGGAGCCGUUUUUACUUUUCUUGAAUUCAAAAGAAAAAAAAAAUCUGACAAUCUUCCCUCUCAGUAACUUUCAAGCAUUGAAACUUUUCUUUUUCUUUUUUUAGCGCUUGAGAAAACGCAAACACUUGUGAUAAAAAGCUGCAUUGCUUUUAAUAUCUUACUCCAUUUUAAAGCAUAAUACGAAUAAAGUUUUAUCAGCUGUAUCCAAUGACUGGAUGUUUCCUUUUCGUUAGCUUCAACGUGGGUCUAAUACAAAAAAUGUCUUAUGUUAUCGUUGCCAAGUUUGGCUGAUUAAUACAUUAGCAAAAAAAAAAGGUUCAACAUUAACUCUUGCACAAUCAUAUCUAAUCCUAAAUCAAAAAGUAUCUUUGUUUCAAGACUAUUUCAUUUACAUGUUGAUUUGUCAGACAGUUCCAGAUUUUUUCAAAACCACUGUAGUUAUUUAAUUUUUCAAGAAAAAUUAAACAGAAGAAACUGGGUUCUAACCAGAAUUGCUAAUCUAAAUUUCAAAAAUACAGUUUUUUAUUCCAGUCUUAAGUAUAGGUUCCAAUCUUCAAUAUUAACUUAGUCUUCUUUCUCUUUAAUCCCCUUUUAGGUCUUAUAUUUUUAAAAGGGUAUUAAAUUAGAUAAGGAGACCAAUUAAUCUCUCAUUAUCCAUCCACAGUCUUCCAAUAGGCAAAAAUAUUGUCUACUGCUGUUGACCAAAAUCCUUUUGACAAAUCAGUAACAAUCAGGAAAUUUUCUACAAACGUGCUGAUAAUGAUACUGGGUUGAUUUUGCUCUAUUUGCAAGAACGAACACGGGGGAAAAAAAUAGCAUGGGAAUUCAUUUGCCUGCGGCUGUACAAGUACAGGGUUCUUAUUAACUGCCUUAAAACUGCAUUUCCUGAUCAAUCUUCACAUUCUUAGCAACUACAACUGCAAAACCUGAGAACAGUUACCAUCCACAUCAGGGGUCUUCAAACGGGG
Molecule: messenger RNA, 3484 nt
Organism: Crotalus tigris (Tiger rattlesnake)
Lineage: Eukaryota; Metazoa; Chordata; Lepidosauria; Squamata; Viperidae
Gene: PPEF2
Product: protein phosphatase with EF-hand domain 2
Exons: 16
Coding region: 325-2391 (688 amino acids)
Biological process (GO): detection of stimulus involved in sensory perception; negative regulation of MAPK cascade
Cellular component (GO): nucleus; cytosol
Molecular function (GO): manganese ion binding; calcium ion binding; iron ion binding
Source: RefSeq, a predicted model, not a curated record